AUGGAGAAGCCCAUCAAGUCCUCAUCUACACAGGCAACUCAACGCAUACUCUCUCUCACGAACCACUUGCGAGAUUCCCUGAACCCCGCCGACGAUAUCCAGAAGGCAAGAGACACACAAUUCGCAGAAAUGGCCACAGAAACACCAAAGUUCGCAGGAUGGGUGGGUCUCGAUAAGGAGUCUGCCAAAGGGAAUAUGGUGUGGCAGGAGUAUGAACCCAAGACGUGGACCGAGGAUGAUGUUGAUGUCAAGAUCACUCACUGCGGUAUUUGUGGGUCCGAUUUGCACACACUUAGAUCUGGAUGGGGGCCAACUCUGUACGGCUGUGUGGUCGGGCACGAAAUUUGCGGAACCGCUGUUCGUGUUGGCAAGAACGUAAAGCACAUCAAGGCCGGCGACCGGGUCGGUAUCGGCGCUCAAUCCGGCUCGUGUCUCGACUGCGAAGACUGUAACGAGGGCAAUGAGAUGUACUGCCAGAAGGGAAUGGUCGGCACCUACAACGGCAAGUACUCAGACGGCUCCAAGUCGUACGGAGGAUACGCCGACUUCUGCCGUGCCCCAGCCCAUUUCGCAGUCAAGAUCCCCGACGGGCUCAGCAACGCCGAUGCAGCAACCAUGAUGUGCGGCGGCGUCACCGUCUGGUCCCCGCUCACCAAGAACGGCAACAUCAAGGGCAAGCGCGUCGGCAUCGUCGGCAUCGGAGGUCUCGGUCACUUUGGCAUACUGUGGGCCAAGGCCCUGGGCGCCUCGGAAGUCGUGGCCAUCUCGCGCUCCGACUCCAAGAAGGCCGACGCCAUGAAGAUGGGCGCGACGAAGUUCAUCGCCACGCAGGACGAGGGCUGGGCCAACAAGAACUCGCGCUCCAUCGACCUCAUCGUGUCGACCAUCUCGAGCCCGGACAUGCCCCUGGCGCAGUUCUUCCAGCUCCUGCGCCCCAGCGGGCAGUUCAUCCAGGUCGGCGCGCCCGAGGACGUGUUUCCCCCCUUCUCGGCCUUCGCGCUGAUUGGGAAGGGCGUCAAGAUGGGAGGCUCCUUGAUUGGAAGCCCGAAGGACAUGUCGGAAAUGUUGGAGUUUGCUGUCAAGCAUAACAUCCGCCCUUGGAUCCAGGAGCGGCCGAUGAAGGACGCGAAUGCUGCGAUUGUGGAUAUGGAGGAUGGGAAGGCGAAGUACAGAUAUGUGCUCGUCAACGAGAAGCACGCGGCUGAGGAGAAGACGUCGUAG
This is a messenger RNA of Drepanopeziza brunnea f. sp. 'multigermtubi' MB_m1, 1221 nucleotides long. RefSeq lists its product as uncharacterized. Gene Ontology annotation, biological process: alcohol metabolic process. The record is from RefSeq and is a predicted model, not a curated record. NCBI's taxonomy places the organism in Eukaryota, Fungi, Ascomycota, Leotiomycetes, Helotiales, Drepanopezizaceae. Gene Ontology annotation, molecular function: alcohol dehydrogenase (NADP+) activity; zinc ion binding.